AUGUUUGAUUCUCUUCAUGAAACUCCGCAAGAUACUCAUAUUUGGAAACAACCACCGCGUGAUGCUAUUUCAAGAAUAGAUAGAAAACGAUUACAAAGAAAGAAUGCUGUGAAGCAAAGAUUUUUGACAAAAUUAAGAACAAAAUUUGAGGAUGCAGAUCUUGAUAAAGUGGGUAGCAUCACUCUACAACAAUGGAAAAGAUCAGGUAUUCAAUCUGUUAUUCAAGAUGGCCAUAUUUCUGCUGAAGAUUUCGAACUUUUAUUCAAAAAAAUUGAUGCAAAUAAAGAAGGACGUAUCACAUGGAAUCGACUUGUUCAAUAUCUCGUAAAAGAUGCGUCAAUUGUACAAGGAUCUACAACUAACGAAGCAGCGCACUUUAUUGAUAAAAUUAAAACUCCACAGCCAGGUAGAACGCAUGUGCAUCGUGAUAUGAUAUCGACAAUACUUAUUAGUUCCAGGACAAAUAAAUAUAUAACAAUUAGUACAGAUUCCGUAAGAUUAUGGAAAAUAAAUGAUUUAACAUUUACAAGAAUGAUAAACGAAGGCGUAAAAUACAUUACAGGCACCAUUUUCGAUACUUACCAAGUUCUCGCUCUAGCAACAAGUCAAAGACGUCUCAUUUUUUAUGAUUUACAAACAUUUACGAAAUUACCAAUCACAAUUGACGCAAGUCCAUCAGGAAAUGCGAUUAAAUUGAUGACAAUAGAAGAAGCAAAUGCUGCUUUAAACAAUAUCGAUAACGCUUUACCUCCAUUAUACAAUAUGCCAACAACUAUACAUGUUUCCGACAUCGAAUUAGUUACAGACUGCGCCACUUUCUUUGUUGGUGAUGACAGAGGUAUAAUUGAAGUGUUUAAUCUAUCAGCGCCAAAGAGAAGAUCAGGAACAGAUUUUAAAUGCACAAAAAUGGCAAAAUUAUCAUUCCAUAAUGACAGUAUCACACAGAUAGCUACAAUAAAGCACAGAUCCUGCUUUGCUUCAUCGAGUAUUGAUGGUUCCCUCCAUCUUUGGAGCUACGACAAUUUUAAUAACAGUUUUAACAUCAUACAGUCACUUAUUUCAGAAGAACCAAUGAUGAGAUUUGUUUAUAGCGAGCGCCAGAGAAUGAUCGCUACAAUAGGAGUCUCAAGAGAUGCUUACAUUUGGAGUGCCGAAUCAUCAAGAAAAAUUUUCAAGCUUGGAGGCCAUUACAAUGUACUUGCGCAUUUGAUUGAAUAUAAUACGACAUCUGGGGAUAACUAUAUCCUUACAAUUACGAACAAAAAAGAAUUUAAAUUAUGGGAUGCCCAAAACUAUCGAUUAGUAAGGGCUUUCCAGGACCAAUCUUUCUUGUCACCUGAGAACAGAUAUAGUGCUGUCAUUUUCGAUGAUAGAAGAAAAGUUUUAUUAGUUGCAGCAAAUUCUCUCAACAUGUGGGGCGAAGAGGUCUCUUAUUCCAUCGAAAACGAGAGUAUUGCAACCCAUAAUCGCCAGAUUAUUGGCUGUUUCUAUUCUCCUGAGUUCAGAGACAUAGUUACUGUAGAUACAGCUUGUUGUAUCAAAGUUCAUUCAGCGGAAAAAGGAAAACUGAAUGCUAUACAGAUAACUAAUCACAAAGAAAGCAGCGAUAUCUCAGCCGCUUGUUUGGAUUUAUCUGGUCGGAGAUUAUUUACCUCAUCUUACGAAAAUACGUUAAGUUUAUGGAACUAUAACUCAGGUGGAUUACUCGAAGAGAUGAAACUCGAUGGAAAUUUGCUAAUUUCGACAAUGAUCACCGGAGUUGUCGAUGGAAAGGACAUUUUGGCAAGAGCAGGAUGGGACAGAGAAGUUUUCAUGUAUAUAGAAGUCGAAAAAGGUAAAUUUGAACUCACAAGAAGGUUCAAAGGUCAUAAUGAUGAUAUUUCAUGUUUGGCCAUCUUCAAAAACGGUAUUGUUAGUGGUACAUUCUCAGGAGAACUUGUUUGCUUCCAUGCGGUUCUCAAUAAAGUCAUGGCCAAAAAAGAUCUCGAUAGCGGAAUUGAGACAAUUUGUUUGGUCGAAGACCAAUUUGUUUUUGUUGGUGACAGUGACGGUUAUUUGUCAAUUUUUACGAUACCAAAUUUGACACAAGUUGAUAGUUUCUUCUGCCAAGACUUAACAGUCAGUGUUUCUUUGACUGCGAUCACUUACGACAGCAAGACAAAGUUCCUUUACACAGCUGAUGAAUUGGGAUAUUUCAAGAAAUGGUCAGUGAUUAUUGAAGGUGAAGACAAAGUCAGAUUAGAAAAAGAAGGUUUCUAUAGAUUGCACAGAGAUGAAAUCAGUUCAAUCACUGUCAUUGAAAACAACUUUGUCGUUACAUGUGGAAUUGAUAAUUGCGCAAGAUUGUGGUCACCUGAUUUCGAAUUUGUCGGAACUUUUGUUGAUGAUUCUCAUUGGGACAUCAACGAUAAAAGUACAUGGAUUAUACAAAAACCAUUCGAAAUCGAAGCGAAGCAUAUAAAGAGAAUUAAACCAAACAUGUCAAUGAGAUUCCAACCAUUUAAUCUUGUUGAUCCAAACCAGCAAAAAAUGAUGAUGGUUGAAAACAACGAAACACAAGAAGAAGAACAAAACAAUGAUACAAAUAAACAAGAAAAAACAAAAACAGAAAAUGAAGAAGAGAAACAAUUGGACGCAUUCGAAGCUCUUAAACAAAUGGAAGAGUUCAUAAACAUGGAAAGAUAUCAUCCAAAGGCUCGUUUGAACCAAGAUGUGGAGAAUCCACCGCCACCGCCGCCAAAGAAACUUCCAGAACUUGCACCUCUGUCAAGAGAAAGAGAGUUAACAAGCCAGAUCAAGCAGUUGCAGCAGGGAAUGUCUGCUACAAUUUCUUAUACAAAGAAAGAGAAAAAGAUAACAAUUCCGAUGAUUCCAAGCGAAACAAGUUUGAAGAGAUCUGUGAAGAUGCCAAUUCCUAUGUCAAUAUCACCUCUCAAAAGAAAAAUACCAAGACAAACUGCAUCUGCACCUCCUUUAUUCUAA
Trichomonas vaginalis G3 is the source of this 2982-nucleotide messenger RNA. Its product is annotated as WD repeat-containing protein family. Gene Ontology annotation, molecular function: calcium ion binding; protein binding. Lineage: Eukaryota; Parabasalia; Trichomonadida; Trichomonadidae. The record is from RefSeq and is a predicted model, not a curated record. Bases 1 to 2982 code for a protein of 993 amino acids. The transcript has a single exon.